AUGUCCUCCUCAUCGCUGAUGCGGACGGUGGGCUCUCUUGCUGCCUCUGCCAUCAUCUUCCCUGCAGUCGCCCAGGCCGCUGGCAAUUACAAGCUCAAAAAUUCCUGGGAGGGCGAGAAGAUCCUUGAUCACUUUCACUUCUUCGACGCCCCUGACCCCACAAACGGUUUCGUCACCUAUGUCAACCAAAGCCAUGCAGAGGACGCCGGCCUUGUAAAGGUCACCGACAGUGGAAGCCUUUAUAUGGGCGUCGACUAUGAAACAGUUCUCACUGCCGAUGGCCCAGGCCGCGAGUCUGUCCGUAUCGAGAGCAACCAAUACUACGACCAGGGUCUCUAUGUCGUCGAUAUCCAGCACAUGCCGGGCAGUAUCUGCGGUACAUGGCCUGCCUUUUGGACAGUCGGUCCCAACUGGCCAGCCGACGGUGAGAUCGAUAUCAUUGAAGGUGUCAACCAGCACGACGCGAACAAGAUUGUACUGCACACCAGUGGCUCGUGCGAUGUCGGGGGUGAGAAGGAUAUGUUGGGCGAGAUGACAUCGAGCGAGUGCGGUGAUGCAUCAGGCACUAUCGGGUGCGUGGUCGAGGGCCAAAAGGGCUCUUCCGGCACGCCCUUCAACAAGGCCGGUGGUGGUGUCUAUGCUAUGGAAUGGCAGGAGGAGUACCUCAAGAUCUGGUACUUCCCGCGAUCUGAGAUCCCCGAGUCCCUUUCCAACGGCAAACCAGACACUUCGUCGUUCGGCAAGCCCAUGGCCCAUCUGCAGGGCACCUGCAACUUCAAGGAACGCUUCACCCACCAGAAGAUGAUCCUCGACACCACUUUCUGCGGUGACUGGGCCGGCGGUGUUUUCGGUGACAGCGGCUGCCCUGUCAGCGACAAGAGCAACCCCAUGCAGAGCUGUGUCAACUACGUCGCCGAGAACCCUAAGGAGUUCAAGAACGCAUACUGGGAGCUCAACUCCAUCAAGAUUUUCCAGGUUGGCGGAGACUCCGAGGAGGCUCACGGAACUCAGGCCGCUGCCACCACAAGCAAGACUACAGAGGCUGCUCCCGAGACCACCGCCACUGCCCCUUCCACUCAGACCGAGGCCGUGACUCACGAGACAGCUACCACCACCACGGUGAACACUCGUACUGAGACGGUGACUGAACACACGACUGAGCCUACUCACGCCCCAGCCACGACCGAGGCUCCUAGCGCCCCUUCAAAUGCCGAGUCUGCCAGCUCGCAAACUUCCUCCAAGAAGAAGACUAGCUAUGUCACCAGGACUACUACUCUCUGCCCCGCCGAGAGCCUCCAAACCGCGAACGUCGUUCCAAACCCAGACCCGACGAACCCAGCCUCGACGAACUCAGCCCCUCCGUCAGAGGCAUCAAUUGAGACAAUUGAGUCCGUAGCUGAGCCAGAAACAACAUCCGCUCCCGCUGUCACCCACGAGCCCGAGACUCCAGCCACAACACAGCCCUCAAUUGAGACCGUAGCUGAGCCAGAAACUACAUCAGCUCCCGCUGUCACCCACGAACCCGAAGCCCCAGCCACCGAGAGCGCUCCAACAACCGAGACCUCCGUCGACCCCGUUGCACAGCCAGCUACUAGCAGCGCACAAACCACUCCUGCCACACAUGCGCCCCAGGAGCCAGAGACCUCAUCGUCGUCCAUCCCCCCAGCCAGCGUGAUCUACACCGCUCCUCGUGAGGGCACUACAAGCAGCAGCACCUCCUGGAAAAUCAACUCCAGCUCGUCAAUCUUCGUCUCCGUCCCCAGCGCCGAGCCAUCAUCUUGGAAAACCACAGAUGCCGCCCUUCCAAGCGGCGCCGAGCCUACCGCCACCGGCACACCGACCACGCCAUCGAGCCCCGUGUUCACUGGCAUGGCGAGCAGAAUGUCGGCAUCGGCGUCCGUCGUCCUCGGCGCCCUCGCGCUCCUGCUGGUAGUUUAA
Messenger RNA from Aspergillus puulaauensis, 1938 nucleotides. RefSeq names its product putative GPI anchored endo-1,3(4)-beta-glucanase (gene eng2). Gene Ontology annotation, molecular function: hydrolase activity, hydrolyzing O-glycosyl compounds. Gene Ontology annotation, biological process: glucan catabolic process. The record is from RefSeq and is a predicted model, not a curated record. NCBI's taxonomy places the organism in Eukaryota, Fungi, Ascomycota, Eurotiomycetes, Eurotiales, Aspergillaceae. The transcript has a single exon. The coding region runs from base 1 to 1938 and encodes 645 amino acids.